CCAGCCGCCGCGGUGGCUGCCGGGAUGCGCCGCAGCGAAUGGUCGCGCCGGGCGCCGCUCUGAGUGACCUUUCACCCGCGCCCAGCGGUCCCGGGCGGCGGCACAAGGCGGAAGCCAUGGCGGAGGCGGCGGCGGCGGCUGCAGCGGGCGGGACGGGCGCGGGCUGCGGCUGUGCGGCGGCCCACGACCCGGAGCCGGAGCGCGACCGCGCGGGGCGGAGGCUGCGGGUGCUCGCGGGCCAUCUGCUGGGCCGGCCCCAGGAGGCUCUGAGUGCCCCCGAGUGCAAAGCGCGCAGAGCCGCCUCGGCGGCCGCCUCGGAACCCACGGCCCCCGCCGCGGCGGCGCACGAGUCGGGCACCAUCCCCAAGAAGCGGCAAGAAGUUAUGAAAUGGAAUGGAUGGGGAUACAAUGAUUCCAAGUUUUUCUUAAAUAAAAAAGGUCAAGUUGAAUUGACUGGCAAAAGGUACCCUCUUAGUGGCAUGGUUUUACCAUCCUUUAAAGAAUGGAUCCAAAAUACCCUUGGAGUAAGUCUGGAACAUAAAACUACCUCUAAAGCAUCCAUAAAUCCUAGUGAUACACCUCCUUCUAUUGUAAAUGAAGAUUUUCUUCGUGACCUUAAAGAAACCAAUAUUUCAUAUUCACAAGAAGCAGAUGAUCGAGUAUUUAGAGCUCAUGGUCAUUGUCUUCACGAGAUAUUUUUGCUCAGGGAAGGAAUGUUUCAGCGAAUUCCAGAUAUAGUUUUAUGGCCAACAUGUCACGAUGAUGUAGUUAAGAUCGUGAAUUUAGCGUGCAAAUAUAACCUUUGUAUCAUACCAAUUGGUGGAGGAACAAGUGUUUCGUAUGGCCUGAUGUGUCCUGCAGAUGAGAAAAGAACAAUCAUUUCUUUGGACACCUCGCAAAUGAAUCGUAUCUUGUGGGUUGAUGAAAACAAUCUGACAGCUCAUGUGGAGGCUGGCAUAACAGGACAGGAGUUGGAAAGACAGCUUAAAGAAAGUGGGUAUUGUACAGGUCAUGAACCAGAUUCCCUGGAAUUCAGCACUCUUGGAGGAUGGGUAUCUACUCGGGCAUCAGGCAUGAAGAAAAAUAUCUAUGGCAAUAUUGAAGACCUGGUGGUUCAUAUAAAAAUGGUAACACCUAGAGGCAUAAUAGAAAAAAGCUGUCAAGGACCUCGUAUGUCAACCGGCCCUGAUAUCCACCACUUCAUCAUGGGAUCUGAAGGAACUCUUGGUGUGAUAACAGAAGCUACAAUAAAAAUCAGACCAGUCCCUGAAUACCAAAAGUAUGGCUCAGUAGCUUUCCCUAAUUUUGAACAAGGAGUAGCCUGUUUAAGAGAAAUUGCAAAACAGAGAUGUGCUCCUGCAUCUAUUCGCCUCAUGGACAACCAGCAGUUUCAUUUUGGUCAUGCUCUUAAGCCUCAGGUUUCCUCUAUUUUUACAUCAUUUUUGGAUGGAUUAAAAAAAUUUUAUAUUACAAAGUUUAAAGGUUUUGAUCCAAAUCAACUAAGUGUUGCUACAUUACUGUUUGAGGGGGACCGUGAGAAGGUUCUUCAGCAUGAAAAACAAGUGUAUGACAUUGCUGCAAAAUUUGGUGGAUUGGCAGCUGGAGAAGAUAAUGGACAGAGAGGUUAUUUGUUGACCUACGUCAUUGCAUACAUUCGAGAUUUGGGAUUGGAAUACUAUGUUUUAGGAGAAUCUUUUGAGACUUCUGCUCCUUGGGACAGGGUUGUAAAUCUCUGUAGAAAUGUGAAAGAAAGAAUAAUAAGGGAAUGCAAAGAAAAAGGUGUUCAGUUUGCUCCUCUUUCUACAUGCAGGGUGACUCAGACUUACGAUGCUGGUGCAUGUAUCUACUUCUACUUUGCCUUUAACUAUAGGGGAAUAAGUGAUCCAUUGACUGUGUUUGAGCAAACUGAGGCUGCAGCUAGAGAAGAAAUCCUUGCUAAUGGAGGGAGCCUGUCACACCAUCAUGGAGUGGGCAAGUUACGGAAGCAGUGGCUCAAGGAAAGUAUCUCUGAUGUCGGCUUUGGGAUGCUGAAGUCUGUCAAGGAAUAUGUGGACCCCAAUAACAUCUUUGGAAACAGAAACCUUUUAUAAACCCAUUACUGUUGUUAUGAAAAAGUCACCUUUUUUUAUUCGACUACGAUUAUACCAGUAAUCAAAUAUAUCAUGGACUAUAUUUCAGCCACAUUUGUUUAUUGGUUUAAAAUAAGUUUUUUCAUUCUGUUCUCUGUUCUGUUCCUACGUCUCUGUAUUGUCAGAUGGAGUUCCUCAAUCUCUCUCGUCUUAGGUGCAUCAGUUUACAGCCACCUGGUCGUCAUUUCAGGUUUCAGUCAGGCAGCGCAGGGCUGCCAGUGGUUCAGCGGAAGAUGCUGUCAGUUGUUCAGUGUUGAUGCUUCCUCUUUCAGAGGAGGGAAAGACAGAUUUUUGUGUCAUUUAUUGCUUAUCUUGCCUCUUUUUUAAAAGAAUGUUUCUAGAAAGCAGUUAUCUAAUGAAGGAUUCCACUGAGUGAGACACAUAUCUUUUUCAGGGCAUCUUUUCUUGUGUGAGUAUGCCCCGAAGGGAGGAGACUCACGAAAGUGCACCCUGUUAUCGAGGAUGCCCCAGCGCUGUGAGGUGCUUGGCCUACAGUUUUCUUUCAAACUAGCAUACCGUUAUAAAACCUGAAAUCAUCAGUAUACAAAUUAUUCUGUUAGGGAACAUUUUCUGUUGUCCAUGUUUCUGCUCUUGAGGCGGUAUUAUACUGUGUUAGUAUCACUGAGGCAACCUAUUGUUACAUCCUAGUUCAUUCCUAGUGUGUUUUGUAAGAAAAGCUGACAUCACUCAUUGUACAUGAAGAACAGGCUUACCGUGAAAUGAAAGCUUUAUUCAACUUUGAGUCCUGCUGUUUCUGAUUGCACAUUCUUGUCACUGAGAAGAAGCAGAAGAUAGACUUUACACUUCAGGUCUCCAGUUCAAAAUAAUUGUUUGACUAAAGAAACAGUCAUCAUUCAGCUAUUGAAUUUGAAAACCUCAGUAGUCUCAUGGCAAAAAUCUUUUUUAAUUCACCCAACAACACAAUAAAUUUUCAUAUAAAAGUACAGUUUCAAUUUAGUUUUGAGUAAUGGUUUGAUGCCUUUUUUGAAUUACUGGUUUAACACAAAUUUUAAAAAAUGUAUUAAUAAUAUACAUACCAAGAUCAAAAGUUUGAAAAAUCAUAUUUCUUAAAUAAUAGGGAGAACAUUAAUCACAUUUAGCAAACAUUUUUACAUUCAAACCUGGGUAUUAAAAUAAGAAAUGAUUAUUUUGAAUCACUGUCAAGGUUCAUGAUUUACAUUUUGAGAUGGAUUCUUUUCUUAAUGCAAUACUUAACUUUUGAUAAUUUUUUAAAGUAAUAUUUGAUCAGAUAAUGUAAGUCAAAAUGCCAACAGUCCUUCAAAAGGACACAUUGUCUGUGUAGCAACAGCUCCAAAAUAUUUUUGGGCAGUUUGAUAUCUUUUAUAUCUGAAGUAGCCUUAACCAGAAAAGCGAAAAUUUGAAACUGACAAAAUGGUAUUUUCAAGACUUCAAAAUGAUAAAAUAAUUUUUAGCUAAUAAAAUUGGCUUCAGACUAAUAAACUAAAAUCUGUAAACAAAUCAAAAUUAAAUACCAGUUUGACAACAAAAUCUAAGUACUCAUUAGAAACUGCCACUUCUCAUUAGUGAUUUACUUUUAGUUAUAAAAUUUCCAACAAACCUUUGCUUGAAGCCUUUGAUUUCUGAAAUAGUUGGAUACUUGAGGAAAUUACACUUGCCUCUAGAAUUAUAAAAGAGCUCAGCUUUCUAAAAUGCAUCUAUUCAUGAAGGUAAUUUCUCUAAUUGGUGAUCAAAAUGUUUAAUUUGGUACUAAUAUCUCACCGAAGUGUAUUUCUGAGUAAUUUUUAAAAAAUAAAACCAAUUCAUAAGCAGAUUCAUUCCUUUCAUGUGGUUGUUCUGACAUUCUUUCCCAGGGAGUUCAGAUUUCAGCAGUCUCAAAUCUUUAUUUGACAUUAGGAAACUAAAUAUAAUCCCUGAAAUUUUUAUUCACUGUUGCACAUGAACAUAAUGGAAAUUAGUGAUAGUGAUUUCUACAUUUCCCCCACCCCCCACAUAUGCUAGAUCCCCCCAACCUUAAUUUUAUAGUGAUGACUACAUUUUAUAGUUGGAAUCAUUUCUACAGGGAUCAUCUUGAACUGCAUGAACAUUCGCCAGCACGGCUUCACGCUAAUGUAGUUGAUCAGGAAGCCUUCCCUCCCCUGGCACAUACCAGCUUCUUGGAGAGAGGUGCCUCAGCUCAUCCUUAAUUUCACUGAAGAGUAAGUCUUGAGUGUACCCUGAAGUAUGGAAAGCUUGCCUUUUACCCCUAAAGUAGUUGAUGGUGGCUUCAUCAAAGCUAAAGCUCAGAAGACACUGUUUCUAUUAGGGUUCUUAACUCACUUUGAAUAAGUUAAUUUAAAAAUUUAAAAGCUCACUGUCUGGUUUUGAUUUUUAGAACUGCCUAACACUGGUCAUUCUCAAAUUUCAGAUAAAUCGUGUGAUGAUGUCAGAGUUGGGCCAGGCGUUUUAGGGGGAAUGAAAGUUGCUGCCAGUGACAAUGGCACUGGAAACUAAAAAUUUAAUAUGAACAGGCUUUACUGAUCCUUAGGGAAACCGUUGCCUUUAUGUUUAGUGCAAUUUACAGUGCACAAGUGAAUUUUGCCUUAUGCUAAGUAACCUGAGCUUUUUCUUUAGUGAGAAUUGUAAGAGCCACGUGUUUAUUGUAUCUAGAAUUUUAUCUAGAAAAAAAAAAUUAAAUUCUUUGCUCCCUUCAGGAAUGAGAAUUUUUCCCCCCAAAAUGCAUACACGUUAUAGUACUAUUACUAGAAAAUGAUUUAUGGUGCUGGAAGGCUUCCAGUGUACAUAGCUGUACUGAUCUGUUUUGGAAGACAAAAGUGCAUUAAAGGAUGAGCAUCAGUGCAUAUACUAAUAUGAAUGAUUAAAAAGGAAUACUCUUUUUCAGAAUAUUCUCUUAGUAACUGCUAAGUCCUGGCUUACAUUUUUAAAAAUGCCUUUCUGCAUGUUGGCUCUAGAGAUUCUUCUUUGAUGCUUUGCCUUCUAGCUACAGCUUCUUAACCAUAGCUCAUCAGAAAGGUAGUCCCAAGUUAAAUCGACUGGACUGUCUGUUCAAAUGGGAUCGUUUGGCCAAGCCUCUGUUUUAUCUAAAUGUAUGGCACAAAUAUUGGUUAGUGGAUUGAUUUGUGAAAAGGGUGUGCUGGUGCUUGAGGCUGCCAAGAUGGAAUACAGGGGAAAUUCACAUUUUCAGAAACACUUGAGACAAGAGUGGACAGCAUAUAUAGUUUUGUUUACCACCUAAAAUUUAGUAACUUUUAUUUUAACUAGACUUGGCAUAUCAGAGACAAGGAGAAAAUAAUAAGUGUCAGUUUAUUAUUGAAGAAUCCAAUCACUUUUGUCUUUAUGGGUUAUGGAAACUUGACUUUGUAAAAGACUUUAUAUCAUUGUUUCCCCCACACCUACCCCACUCCCCAAAUGAACCACACGUAAACAUAUUCACUUGAUUCAUACUCAUUUUAAUUUCUGGAAAAGAAAACAAGUAGAAACACUGAUGCUGAAAUCCUGAGCUUGUGAAAAAGGUAUUUUAAAUUGUUGAAAUACAGUGUCUUAUAUGAAGGAUGUAAGUUACUCAUCUUUCUGCUCCCAAAGCCAGUGUUUGUCUUCAGUUGUGAAAUUUGACUGUAAAAGGAUAUGUGUAAUGUCAACAGACUCUUGAAAUUUCUAAUAAAAUAGACCUGGGUCUAUGACAGUUUUUUUUCUUUAAUGGGAGUGAAGCUAUUUGACCUGUUUAACACGUGUGGGCUUUUUUCCCCCAACUUCAUUCAUCCUUACAAUUAAUAGUUUUCGUAACGAAACAUAGUCAAGUGCAUCUAAAUGCAAUGAAAUCCUGUCGAGUAUAUUGUUAGCUAGGUUUUAAUACUCUUACUAUUUUUUUUAAUCAAUGUUACAUUCCUAGGAGGAUUUUUUUAUUUCCUGUGAACCUGAAGCAUUCCCAGUUGAAUCUUGGAAGAUCCUCAAAGAAUUUGCACCCUUGUGCUUUUUUAAGCACAAUUCCUUAACAGACUGAUACGGGCCACCGAUUUUUAAAACACUCAAGCCAAAGAACCCUCACAGAAUUAAGUUUAGUUCUGUGAACAUGAAAAGAUUUUUUUUUCUCAAGGAGAAAAAUAGUACAUGAAGUGUUAUUCAGAAUAUUUUUCAGAGACUAAACAGCCAAUGCUGAGAGAGGAGAAAAACAUUUUAGUGUUGGGUUAUAAUUGGCAUCUCUCUCUACAUACAUAUGUAUGUAUACAUAUACACAUAUGUGUAUAUAUAUCUUAUUGUUGAUAAUAUUUUCCAUAAACAACAUGAGCAUCCUGUAAAAUCUCUUACCCAAGUAAUCUUAACAUAUCCAAAAAGGACAUGAAAUGCUUGUACUGGUAUAUGGUUGCUAUAAAGAAUUAUAUUUUGAGUUACUUAAGAAAUAUUCCCGAAAGCUUACAGUGCCUUGUUGGGAUUUUUUUUUUUCCAUGAAAGCCAUUGUUUAGAAAGUGUAGGAGAGGAUAAAUAUUUAAAUAUUGAGGUGGUUUAGCAGUUCAAGGCUAUUCCUCUUCAAUUGCGUGUCAGGAAUUAAGUAGUUCUGUGUGGAAAUACAGAUAAUCAUUCCUACCGUGUUGGUUUGGGUCACCUAUUUUAGUGUCUUAAAGCAUGUGGUGAAUCUCUAUUCUCACAUCCAGUCACUGGGGUUAUAUGUAUUUUUAUGGUGACAGUUUCAUUCCUAUUCUCCCAGUUUAGCAGCCCUGAGGUGUGACUUCGUGGAUGUGGCAUACUCACUCGGCCCUGAAGCCCCCCACCCUCUUACUUGCUUUUGGAUGUUUAUGCCCACAGCUCCCUAAAGAGUAGCACUUGGGGCGGGGGGGCCCAGGGGCCCACCCUACACCAUGUGUCAGUUCUUUUUGUGUGUGAUGGUGCCUUCAGAAAAAGAUUUCUGUUCCUGGAUAAUGACAAAUCUUAGGAGAAAUAUGUGUAGGUAUAUUUCUGUUUUGUUUUUUAUUUAGGAGGGUUUGUUUUUGUUUUUUGCUACGCCUGUGAAAUACUUUGGCUCUGAUAAACUUGACUUGAAUAAUAUCUUAUCCUGAGUCUUCCUCCAAGGCAGUACAUAUUCCUGCCAGUACUGUAGUAGUCUUUUGGGAACUACAUGUGGGCAAGCACUUACAUGUAAGCCAUUAUACUGCUGUAAUUAAUGCAUACAAACAGUUCUCCUCCUUACAUUUAUAGUCUAAAAGUGGAUAUGUAGUGGGAAGGGAAAUUCCUAAGAUUCCAGCAUAGCUUGUUGAUUCAGAUUGAGCCAUGUUGUUUUUCCAUAAGGGCUCACACGUAGUCUCUCUACUGUGCUUUCAGUGUAUGUUUAAAUUCUCCUUUUAUUGUUUUUCCUAGACUGUACUGUUCUGUACGCAAAUGCCCAUGUGUGAUUUUUAAGAUGUGCUGGGGAAAAAAAUAAAACAAUACCAAAACUAC
Sorex araneus (European shrew) is the source of this 7538-nucleotide messenger RNA. RefSeq names its product alkylglycerone phosphate synthase (gene AGPS). The record is from RefSeq and is a predicted model, not a curated record. Gene Ontology annotation, molecular function: alkylglycerone-phosphate synthase activity; FAD binding. Gene Ontology annotation, biological process: lipid biosynthetic process. NCBI's taxonomy places the organism in Eukaryota, Metazoa, Chordata, Mammalia, Eulipotyphla, Soricidae. Bases 39 to 2090 code for a protein of 683 amino acids. The transcript has 20 exons.